Molecule: messenger RNA, 2017 nt
Organism: Salvelinus namaycush (lake trout)
Lineage: Eukaryota; Metazoa; Chordata; Actinopteri; Salmoniformes; Salmonidae
Product: ammonium transporter Rh type B-like
Exons: 1
Coding region: 1-1428 (475 amino acids)
Biological process (GO): ammonium homeostasis; ammonium transmembrane transport
Cellular component (GO): plasma membrane
Molecular function (GO): ammonium channel activity
Source: RefSeq, a predicted model, not a curated record
AUGAAAAAGCAUUCCACCAGUCUGAGGGUGAGACUGCCUGUCCUGGUGCUGGUCCUGGAGGUUCUCCUCCUAGCCCUCUACACUGCCUUUGUCACCUAUGACAACGAUGCUAAUGCUAAACUGCAGAACAAUGAGACCAAACCCAUGGACAACGCACUGUACCGAGAUUACCCAUACUUUGCUGACAUUCAGGUGAUGAUAUUCAUUGGAUUUGGGUGCCUUCUGGCCUUCUUCCGUCUCUACGGCUUCAGUGGGAUGGUCUUCAAUUUCCUGACGGCCACCUUCGCCAUCCAGUGGGCCAUCCUGGUACAGGGCUACUUCCAGUUCAGCCAUGCUGGGAAGAUCCACCUGGGGGUCAUCAACCUGAUCAAUGCUGAGUUUGCCUGUGCCGUGGUGCUUAUUUCCUUCGGGGCUGUCCUGGGAAAGACCAGCCCAGUGCAGCUCCUAGUCAUGGCCCUGCUGGAGGUCCCAGUGUUCUCAGUCAAUGAAUGGGCUGUGCUCAAGUACCUGAGGAUCAACGAUGCAGGGGGAUCCAUCCUCAUCCACCUGUUUGCCUGCUAUUUCGGCCUGGGUGCAACAUUUGUCCUGUACAGGCCACGUCUGAAUGAGGGUCACGCCAAGGAGAACACCAGCUACCAGUCAGACAUCCUGUCAGUUAUGGGCACCCUGUUCCUCUGGGUGUUCUGGCCCUCCUUUAACUCGGCUCUAACCCUGAAGGGAGACGACCAGCACAGGGCCAUCCUGCACACCUUCAUAGGCCUCAGCUCCUCCACCCUCACCGCCUUUGCCCUCUCUGCCAUGCUCAACAAGAAUGGCAAGAUUACAAUGGCCGACAUCCAGAACGUGACCCUGGCGGGCGGGGUGACUGUGGGGGCGUCGGUGGACAUGAUGAUCUCCCCUGCGGCUGCGUAUGCGCUGGGUGUGAUGGGCUGCACCGCCUGCAUGCUGGGAUACAAGUACCUCAGCCCCUUCCUGGCCCGCCACCUCCGGAUCCAGGACCAGUGUGGUAUCCACAACCUGCAUGGCCUCACAGGACUCAUAUCCUGUGCCGCAGGGAUAUGUGCCAUCUUGACAGCCACUGAGGAGGUGUAUGGACCCAGCAUGUAUGAGAUCUUUAGCCACAGGGCACCUAUGGAAGGAGAUCCUAAGCUUCUGGAGCUCCAGGAGUUGAUCCCUGGUCUGCAGCCAGGUCUGGGACGCAGUGCCAGGGAACAGGCCCUCUACCAGGUGGCAGCUGUGUUCUCCACUAUGGGAGUGGCAGCACUAGGGGGCAUAUUGACAGGCUUUGUGUUGAAGCUGCCGUAUCUCGCAUCACCCUCAGAUGACCUCUGCUUUGAUGAUGAGCUAUUUUUCAAUGUUCCGCCUCAUUAUGAUUGUCCGAUGGCCCUAAAUGGUCAAAUCAAAACUGACGAUUCGACAGCAUCAUAGGGUGCUAGCUAUGCAUUUAGUUGUAUGAAUAAGUUUAAUGCUGAAUGACGGUAAAAUUUAAAUUGAUUAGAUAAUCAUGCAGUUUAGCAAUAGAAUAGAUCCUCAUUCAUGGUUAAUGUACUCUGUGAUCCAUUUCUCUUUCUUGCACUUUUUUAUUUUACAAUCCCACACAAGAGAGGUUUUAUGGACACAAACUUGGUUUUGUAACCAAAUUAACCAUUGGGUUUGUAUUUGUACUUAUUUUAAGAUGUUAUAGUAUGCAAGUCUGUGUCUCGCUGCCUAAUGAAAUCCAUUUGUCUAUUUUUAGUGGUUUGUAAAAGUGUGUCAUCUCAUGUAAUGACAUACUGACUACAGUAGCCUCACACACCUGACUGUUAAAUGUAUUGAGGUCAGAGGGCUUUUGUUUUCAAGUGUGGUACAACAUUGGUAAUUUUUUGUCAAAUUACCUGAGAAUGAAUACAAUUUUGCGGUUAGCAAAAAAAUUGCAGAUGUGGGCACUCAAACCACAUGAUUAUAUAAUUCAUACAAUGUACAUUAACAUAAUACAGAAUAUUGACACAUCCACAUUCACAUAAUACAGAAUAUUGAC